GACAGAUAGAAAACAAUGAAAACCGCGCAACAAGAGCUGGAUCAUUUAUGAUCUACAAGGCUAACAGCCUUGUUUUCUCCAAGCCUUUCAGGGCUCUGUACUUCUUGUUAUGCCUAGCUGAAAGGGUGCCUUGGUUCAGCCACACGCCACACGCCGCGCACUGGCAUGAUUGGCUACACAGGUUGUCUAGCAGGGGUAUCUCCUCAGCCACCCCCGCUUUGAGCAUGCGCCACGGCUGGCCAACAUUGAACUCCAUGCACAACAGCGAUUAUUCCUAUACUACUGAGUGUGGCUAUGUCCGUGUAGUUGCUGUGCAUGACAGAAAAGCUUUUCGCUGUUCUAACUAACUAGACAAUUUGAUAACUGAUCUUAUUAGUUGAUACUCAAUAUGGGUUAGUUUUCCGUUCUCUUCGGGGGGCAUUGUGAUUUCUUUAUCCGAGUUCUCAAGUGUAUUGUAAUGAGGCUGUGAGAGCUACCACCACAGAUACAGAUGGUAUCGUCUUGUCUUGCCUGUGAGGACGAGUCCCCCCACAGGUUGCCCUACAUGUC
Molecule: messenger RNA, 549 nt
Organism: Aspergillus sclerotioniger CBS 115572
Lineage: Eukaryota; Fungi; Ascomycota; Eurotiomycetes; Eurotiales; Aspergillaceae
Exons: 1
Coding region: 48-347 (99 amino acids)
Source: RefSeq, a predicted model, not a curated record